Poecilia latipinna (sailfin molly) is the source of this 1699-nucleotide messenger RNA. RefSeq names its product band 4.1-like protein 2. The record is from RefSeq and is a predicted model, not a curated record. NCBI's taxonomy places the organism in Eukaryota, Metazoa, Chordata, Actinopteri, Cyprinodontiformes, Poeciliidae. Gene Ontology annotation, biological process: actomyosin structure organization. The transcript is spliced from 8 exons. The annotation marks the transcript as partial. Gene Ontology annotation, cellular component: plasma membrane; cytoskeleton. Gene Ontology annotation, molecular function: actin binding; structural molecule activity.
AGCCUCGAAGACGAAAUAGCUUCGGUGCUUCUCAGCAGACGCACUGCUGCUGAAUUUUACUCUGCGGGCUCUCCGCCUCCCUGCAGUGUGCCAGAACCGCCACUAGAGGCUACUGUGACCACAUGUUCAGCUGCUGCCGCUCCCACUGCUGUCUGCGGUUCAUCUUUGUCUCAUCCCGUUUCUGCACUCUCUGCCACUGAGGUCAGUGUGCCGCAAACCGAAGCAGCUUCAGCUGAUAACGCGAGCUCUGAAACCAAAGAACCUGCAAAGACCACCGAAGUUGAAAUCGAGGAAACUGUUGUCAUCCAAGAAGUUUCCAGAGCCCCCAAACCCGGGGUCGUCACGGUUACGGCCGACCCUACUGCCGCCCCGCCCGCCGAGCAUGAACCUCAGGACCAGAAAGUGAAGGUCGAAGAGGAAGCGGCGCUGGCGGAGGUGGAGGAUGUAAGCCCCAUGAAGCCGGAGAAGGCGUCCUCUGACAGCGAGAGCGAGGAGGAAGCAGAGUACCAUCCAAACGUUCCUGCAUCCAUCUCUCAAUCACAAAUACCAGAGGAGAAGGAAGAAGAAGAGCAGAUGAAGGAGGAGGAAGAGGAACAGCAGCAAGCAUCUGCUCCGGUUGUCCCAUCUCUUCCGGCGGAGGUCAGCCAGCCUGCAGAAGAAACGAGUCAAGAAGAAGAAGAAGAAGAAUCUAAGAAGGAGGAGAUGGAGGUUGAGGAGAAGAAAGACGACCAGGAGGAGAAAGAAAGCGGACGGGAGACGGAGGACAGCACCGACGAUCCGAUGGUGACCCCCGAAGAGGCGCCGGAGGGCCUCAUGGUGCCCGAGGAGAGCGCCGAGGCCGGCCCCACCGAGGACCUGGAGCAGCCUAAAAUGAACGGAGAAGCCUCGCUGGUGGAAGUGGAUCCCCGGCCGCAGGUUAUUUGUUGCUCUGAGCCGCCUGUGGUAAAAACAGAAAUGGUGACUAUAUCAGACACGUUUGCCGCCCAGAAAACUGAGAUAGCCACAAAAGAAGUGCCCAUCGUGCACACGGAAACCAAGACCAUCACAUACGAGGCCGCACAGUUGGAUGGUAAUAGUGAUGGUGAACCCGGAGUGUUGAUGACCGCUCAGACGAUCACCUCUGAGUCUUUGUGCACCACCACCACCACGCACAUUACCAAGACAUUAAAAGGCGGGCUCUCGGAGACGAGGAUUGAGAAGCGCAUCGUGAUCACCGGCGACUGCGACAUCGACCACGACCAGGCACUGGCACAGGCCAUUAAGGAGGCCAAAGAGCAACAUCCUGACAUGUCUGUUACCAGAGUGGUUGUUCAUAAAGAAACUGAACUGGCUGAGGAGGAGGAUUGACUGAACUCAGAACUGAAAGACCAGCAGUGACCCUUACCUCUUCUGACAACAUCUUCAUCACUUUACAACAACCAACCUGCACUGCCAAAGGGAAAGAGGAAGAGGAGGAGCUCAAGAAUGGGAUGAAGAAAAGGUUCAAUCCAGGGCGGAUGGGAGGAUUGAAGAUGUCACUCUCAUCCCAGAUGGUCUUUCAGACAUUUGUUUUGGUGCAUUUCAGUUUCUCGUUGCAAAAAGAGAAAAAAAAAAUAUCCUCACUCUCUCUGAGGGAACAAAAAGAACCACUUUGUUAGCUUAACGUUUGUAGCUUCUAUCCUUUUAUAUUAGAGCGUUUUCUUUACCCGGUUUAUAAAAA